Messenger RNA from Telopea speciosissima, 1716 nucleotides. RefSeq names its product probable E3 ubiquitin-protein ligase ARI8. The record is from RefSeq and is a predicted model, not a curated record. Lineage: Eukaryota; Viridiplantae; Streptophyta; Magnoliopsida; Proteales; Proteaceae. The coding region runs from base 1 to 1716 and encodes 571 amino acids. Gene Ontology annotation, cellular component: ubiquitin ligase complex; cytoplasm. Gene Ontology annotation, molecular function: zinc ion binding; ubiquitin protein ligase activity; ubiquitin conjugating enzyme binding. The transcript is spliced from 2 exons. Gene Ontology annotation, biological process: ubiquitin-dependent protein catabolic process; positive regulation of proteasomal ubiquitin-dependent protein catabolic process; protein polyubiquitination.
AUGGAUUCAGAUGAUUAUGUCUACGAGGAUGGGAAUUAUAGGGAUAUGGAUUCAGAAGAUGAUGUGUUUGGAGAUGGUGAAUCUCUUGAUUAUAAUGUCAAGAAGUUGCAACCACAGCAGCAGCAGAACUACACCAUAUUGAGCGAGGAAGAUAUACGUCGACACCAAGAAGAAGAUAUUACAACGAUAUCUACUGUGCUUUCAAUAUCAAAAGCUUGGUCAAGUAUUCUUAUGCGCCACUAUAAUUGGAGUACCUGUAAAGUUCACGAAGCAUGGUUUGCAGACGAGGAGAAAGUACGCAAAGCUGUUGGUUUACUAGAGCAACCAAUCGUUGAAAUCCCAGAAAAGGGUAAAGAAAUUACUUGUGGAAUCUGUUUUGAAAUUAAUUCUCUUAAUAAGAUGGCUGCCGCUAUUUGUGGCCAUCUCUUCUGUGUUUCAUGUUGGGCAGGUUAUAUUAGCACAUCAAUUAAUGAUGGCCCAGGAUGUUUGAUGCUUCGAUGUCCUGAUCCAUCGUGCAGUGUUGCUAUCGAUCAAGAUUUCAUCGAUCGAUUCGCUUCCAAUGAAGAAAAGGAGAAGUUUUCGAGUUACUUUCUUAGAUCUUAUAUCGAAACGAAUAGGAAAACUAAAUGGUGUCCUUCUCCAGGCUGUGAAUAUGCUAUAGAGUUUGAGGUUUGUAGUACUGGAAGCUCUGAUGUUACUUGUCGUUGCUCAUAUCGCUUUUGCUGGACUUGUGGUGAGGAAGUUCACAGGCCCUUGGAUUGUGACACUGUGACUAAGUGGAUGUUGAAGAAUAGUUCUGAAGCUGAAAAUAUGAAUUGGCUAUUAGCUAAUUCGAAACAAUGCCCUAAGUGCAAGCGGCAAAUCCAAAAGAGUCAAGGCUGUGUGCAUAUGACAUGCGCACCUCCAUGUGGAUAUGAGUUUUGUUGGUUGUGCCUUGGUCCAUGGUCGGAGCAUGAGUAUAUUGAGGGAACAGGUGAUUACUUUUCAUGUAAUAGUUAUGCAAUAGCAAAGCUUAAGGGAACUUAUGAUGAGGCUGAGAUGAGACGUAAGAUGGCUAAAAAUUCUCUAGACAAAUAUACUCAUUAUUAUGAACGAUGGGUAAGCAACCAGUCGUCAAGGAAAAAGGCUUUGGAAGAUUUACACCAAAUUCAAACUGGGAAGAAGCUUAAGGAACUGAGUCUCAAAGGACUAUCUAAGAUGGAUCUUGAAUUCAUAACGGAGGCAUGGCUAUUGAUAGUUGAAUGCACCCGAGUUCUGAAGUGGACCUAUGCGUAUGGAUAUUAUAUUCCUGAGCAUGAAGAGGGUAAGAGAGAGUUCUUUGAGUACUUACAAGGUGCAGCAGAAUCUGGAUUAGAAAAGCUUCAUCAAUGUGUGGAGAAGGAACUAAAGGGGUACCUCCAGGUUGAUGGUCCAAUUCAAGGCUUCCAUGAAUUCCUCACAAAGCUAGUCGGAUUGACCAAAGUGACGCGGAAUUACUUUAGGAACUUGGUUGAAGCAUUGGAGAAUGGGCUCUCGGAUGUCACUUGCGUUGGAGCAGGAAGAGCAGGAAAAUUGAAGAGCUUGGGAGAUGGUAAGGAUACAGGCAUCUUGGCAUGUCCUAGCAGGAGAUGUUCCGUAUAUCGUCCUCUUUGUGGAGAGCAUCGUACGACUUCAUUGGAUUGUGAAGAAAUCAUGUGGAGUGGCAUUAAUUGCCGGAAUGAGGACGACCAGGAGUGA